Propithecus coquereli (Coquerel's sifaka) is the source of this 2166-nucleotide messenger RNA. RefSeq names its product autophagy related 16-like 2 (S. cerevisiae) (gene ATG16L2). Gene Ontology annotation, biological process: negative stranded viral RNA replication; autophagosome assembly. Gene Ontology annotation, molecular function: protein binding. Lineage: Eukaryota; Metazoa; Chordata; Mammalia; Primates; Indriidae. The coding region runs from base 46 to 1905 and encodes 619 amino acids. The record is from RefSeq and is a predicted model, not a curated record. Gene Ontology annotation, cellular component: autophagosome membrane. The transcript has 18 exons.
GGCCGUAGGUGAGCGCCGGGAGGGCGAGAGGACGGCAGGGCGGCCAUGGCGGGGCCCGCUGCCCCCGCCGCCCGCUGGAAACGCCAUAUUGUGCGGCAGCUGCGGCAGCGGGACCGCACGCAAAAGGCUCUCUUCCUGGAUCUGGUGCCGGCCUAUAACCGUCUCCUAGAGAAGGCUGAGCUGCUGGACAAGUUCUCAGAGAAGCUGCAGCCAGAGCCAAAUGAUGUCACUCCUGCCACCCACCAGGGCCCCUGGGAGAAGGACUCAGGGCCUGACUCAGACCAAGUCCCAUCACUGGCCACUCUGAGGGUGAAGUGGCAGGAGAAGGAGGAGGGGCUCCGGCUGGUGUGUGGUGAGAUGGCCUACCAGGUGGUGGAGAAGAGCGCAGCCCUGGGCGCCCUGGAGUUGAAGCUGCAGGAGCGGCAAAGCAGGCUGGCGGCGCUGGAGGCCCGCUUGGCGCAGCUGCGAGAGGCGCGGGCGCAGCAGGCCGGGCAGGUGGCGGAGCUUCAGGCGCGGAACGCGAAGCAGCGGGCGGCCUACGAGGCGCUGCGCGCGAACACCGGGCUCCAGGAGGCGACCCUGCGCGGGCUCCAGGAGCAGGCGCGCGACCUCCUAGAGCGGCUUGUGCAGCGCAAGGCGCGCGCCGCCGCCGAGCGCAACCUGCGUAACGAGCGCCGGGAGCGGGCCAAGCAGGCGCAAGUGUCCCAGGAGCUGAAGAAGGCUGCCAGGCGGACCGUGAGCAUCAGCGAGAGCCCAAGCACCCUAGGCAGCCGGAUCAGGGAGGGGGCUGAGGCCCUGGCCCUGGCCCUGGCCCCUGAGCCGGAGUCUCUGGAGAGAGAGACUUGUGAGAAGUGGAAGAGGCCCUUCAGGUCUGCCUCAGCCACCUCCCUGACGCUAUCCCGCUGUGUGGAUGUGGUAAAGGGGCUUCUGGAUUUCAAGAAGAGGAGAGGUCACUCAAUUGGGGGAGCCUCUGAACAGCGAUACCAGAGCAUCCCUGUGUGCGUUGUCUCUCGACUUCCUACCCGGGCUCAGGACGUGCUGGAUGCCCACCUCUCUGAGGUCAGUGCUGUUUGUUUUGGCCCCAGCAGCAGCCUCCUGGCCACUGGAGGGGCUGACUGCCUUAUCCACCUCUGGAACAUUGGGGGAGGUCGCCUAGAAGCCAACCAGACCCUCGAGGGAGCUGGUGGCAGCAUCACCAGUGUGGACUUCGACCCCUCGGGUUCCCAGGUUUUAGCGGCUACUUACAACCGGGCCGCCCAGCUCUGGAAGGUGGGGGAGGCACAGUCCAAGGAGACACUGUCUGGACACAAGGACAAGGUGACAGCUGCCAAAUUCAAGCUAACGAGGCACCAGGCAGUGACUGGGAGCCGAGACCGGACCGUGAAGGAGUGGGACCUCGGCCGCGCCUACUGCUCCAGGACCAUCAACGUCCUUUCCUACUGUAAUGAUGUGGUGUGUGGGGACCAUAUCAUCAUUAGUGGCCACAAUGACCAGAAGAUCCGGUUCUGGGACAGCAGGGGGCCCCACUGCACCCAGGUCAUCCCUGUGCAGGGCCGUGUCACCUCCCUGAGCCUCAGCCAUGACCAGCUACAUCUACUCAGCUGUUCCAGAGAUGACACACUGAAGGUCAUCGACCUGCGUGUCAGCAAUAUCCGCCAGGUAUUCAGGGCUGAUGGCUUCAAGUGCGGUUCUGACUGGACCAAAGCUGUGUUCAGCCCGGACAGAAGCUAUGCCCUGGCAGGUUCCUGGGACGGAGCCCUUUACAUCUGGAACGUAGACACUGGGAAACUGGAGAGCAGCCUUCGGGGACCCCACUGUGCCGCCAUCAACGCUGUGGCCUGGUGCUAUUCCGGGAGCCACGUGGUGAGCGUGGACCAGGGCAGGAAGGUUGUGCUUUGGCACUAGGGCCACGGCUCCCCUGCCUGGGCUGGAGCUCCGGUCCGAAGCCUGAAGAACAGCUUCCCUUGAAGAACGGCGCCCCUUGGCUCCACAGGGCUCCAGAGCGGCGGGGCGGGGCUGGGAGUGAGGGUGGCCUUGGCAUUUAAUGGGGAAGAAGGCCUGGCAGGACCUGGCCUGUUGGUUUAAAAACAAAGUAUAGGUUGGGUGGAAUAUAGUACUUUUCGUUUGUUUUUUUUCUCUGUCUUUUCACUUUCUCUCCCCAAAGUA